Galleria mellonella (greater wax moth) is the source of this 4398-nucleotide messenger RNA. It is a transcript of the gene Xdh2, whose product is annotated as xanthine dehydrogenase-like. The record is from RefSeq and is a predicted model, not a curated record. Gene Ontology annotation, molecular function: iron ion binding; xanthine dehydrogenase activity; 2 iron, 2 sulfur cluster binding. Bases 236 to 4261 code for a protein of 1341 amino acids. The transcript is spliced from 8 exons. Lineage: Eukaryota; Metazoa; Arthropoda; Insecta; Lepidoptera; Pyralidae.
AUAAAUAGCAUUGCAUUUGUUUGAAUGGAACAGUCUGUAGCAUAAAAUACUUCAUAAAUUUAUACCUACCUAUUUAGUAUUAAUCUCCGUCAAUUUAUUGUCUAUCAGGGCUCGCGAGCGGCAUGUUUACUAAACCAGUUACCUUAGUCGCAUUUUUAUAUCAGUCGCAUGUUACAGCUUGGUAGCUCGACAACUUGUGCAGCUGUAAAUGUGCACUUUGUGCGUUAUUUAAAUAAUGGAAUUAUUAACGAUACACAUACCUGAGAAUGCCAAAACAGAUUUAGUGUUUUAUGUGAACGGUAAGAAGGUAGUGGAAUCCGAACCUGAUCCAGAAUGGACGUUGCUUUGGUAUUUACGUAAGAAGCUUCACUUAACGGGUACAAAGUAUGGCUGCGGAGAGGGUGGCUGUGGUGCCUGCACAGUCAUGGUUUCUCAGUAUUUGAAACUGGAAGAUCGCGUCAAACAUAUAGCUGUAAAUGCUUGUCUGACUCCGGUAUGUGCUAUGCACGGCUUAGCGGUUACCACAGUAGAAGGUAUCGGUUCGACGCAAGAUCGAUUACAUCCGGUUCAAGAAAGGCUAGCGAAAGCACAUGGGUCACAAUGUGGAUUUUGUACGCCGGGGAUCGUAAUGUCCAUGUAUGCUUUAUUAAGAAGUAAAGAAAAGAUUUGCUAUUCGGACAUAGACACAGCAUUGCAAGGAAAUCUAUGUAGAUGUACUGGUUACAGACCGAUAAUUGAAGCUUUCAAAACAUUUGGGGAAGCAUGGGAAAUAAAUUAUGUAAAUGCAAAAGGAAGCAGUUCGUGCGCAAUGGGUGAUAAUUGCUGUCGGAAUAAAAAAGCGGAAGAGAAUAAUAAAAAUGAGCUUUUUAGGAAAUCAUCUUUUGUACCAUAUGAUGCAACACAAGAACCAAUUUUUCCUCCUGAAUUAAAGUUGAAUAACAGUUAUAGCGAGUCAUAUUUAAUGUUUAAAGGAGAAAACGUAAUAUGGAUACGACCACAGAAUCUUGAAGAUUUGAUAGUACUGAAAAAUAAAUAUCCAAAUAGCAAAAUUGUAAUUGGCAAUACCGAAAUAGGAGUAGAAAUGAAAUUCAAGAAAAUAAAAUAUCCCAUAUUACUUUGUCCGACUAUGAUACCAGAAAUGUAUAUUUGUGACGCUACUAAAGAGGAAUUAACAAUAGGUGCUGCGGUUUCUUUAAAUGAGGUGAAUAGUUUUCUGAAUAGACAGCUGAAACUUGACACUAGCAGAGGACAAGUUUUUGAAGCUAUAAUAAAUAUACUUCAUUGGUUUGCUGGUAAUCAAGUUAGAAAUGUUGCUUCACUUAUUGGAAAUAUAGUAACAGCUAGCCCUAUAUCUGAUUUGAAUCCAAUAUUAAUGGCGUGUUCUGCAGUACUCAAUAUUUACAGUUUAGACAAAGGACAUAGAAAGGUAGUAAUUGAUAGUGAUUUUUUUGUGAGCUACAGAAAAACAUUACUUAGAGACAAUGACAUUGUUGUAUCUAUAGAAAUACCAUUUACUAACAAUCAACAUUUUUUUAAAGCAUACAAACAGUCGCGUAGAAGAAAUGAUGAUAUUUCUAUUGUAACAGCAGCAUUUAGCGUUAAAUUUAUUGACAAAGUAAUUUCAGAAAUUAAAAUUUGUUAUGGGGGCAUGGGACCAACUACUAUAUGUGCAGUAAAUUCGUGUAAUUUAAUAAAAGGAUGUUGUUGGAAUAAAAAUAUGUUAAAUAAAGUAAUGGAUUCACUUACACAUGAAUUAAAAUUAGACAUUUCUGUUCCUGGAGGUAUGGCGAUCUACCGUAAAUCACUAUGUUUAAGUUUAUUUUAUAAAUUUUAUCUUCAUGUUUUAAGUGAUUUAACGUCAGCGACUGGUGAUAAUCUAAUAAACAGCCAGUUAUAUGGUAUCAACGACUUACAUAUUUGCGAGCCAAAGAGUUCGCAAUAUUUUGAUUUGAAAAACGACGCCAUUGAAAUUUCGGAUUGUGUUGGAAAACCCGUACCACACAUAUCAGCAAUGAAACAAGCAACAGGUGAAGCUAUGUACUGUGAUGAUAUUCCACAUAUCGAAGGAGAAUUAUUUUUGACAUUAGUUUUGAGUACUGAAUCACAUGCUAGAAUUAAGUCAAUAGAUGCUAGUAAAGCCCUUUCAAUAUCAGGUGUGGAACAAUUUCUAUCGGCUGUAGAUAUAGAUGCAGAGUUUAACAAAGUGGGUCCUCUUAUAAAAGAUGAACAAAUAUUUUCUAGUAAUAUAGUAUCCAGCCGAUCUUGUGUGAUUGGAGCUGUGGUUGCUAAAUCUGAAAUGAUAGCUAGAAAAGCGAAAGAUCUAGUAACAGUAACGUAUGAUCCAAUACAACCAACAAUAGUUACAUUAGAAGAUGCUAUAGUUCAUCGUUCUUUCUUUUCUGGGUCACCUGUUUCUUUAAAAAAAGGAGAUUUGAUAGAAGUUUUUUCGAACUCAUUUCACAUUAUUGAGGGUCACGUUAGGAGCGGAGCUCAGGAACAUUUUUAUUUGGAAACAAUGUCUGCAUACGCUGUAAGAAAAGAAGACGAAUUAGAAAUAAUAUGUAGUUCUCAAAAUCCAGCUGAAAUAGCGCAAAUAGUUUCAAGAGUGCUUCGUAUACCAAACCAUAAAGUCGUAUGUAAAGUAAAAAGGCUUGGAGGAGCUUUUGGUGGGAAAGAAACUAGAGCUAUGAUGUUAGCUGUUCCAGUGGCAAUAGCAGCGUAUAAAUUAAAUAAACCUGUCAGAGGAGUUUUAGAUAGGGAUGAAGAUAUGCAAACGACUGGCUAUAGACAUCCUUUCCUUAUCAAAUAUAAAGUAGCAUUUGAUGAUGAUGGAAAGAUUUUUGGUGCCGCAAUAGAUAUUUAUUGCAAUGGCGGUUUCUCUAUGGAUUUAUCUAGUGCGUUGGUGUCAAGAUCUAUAGCACAUAUUGAUAACUGCUAUAAUAUACCUAAUGUUGAGGUAAAUGCAUAUAUUUGUAAAACAAAUUUGCCUUCAAAUACAGCUUUUCGAGGUUUUGGUGCGCCUCAAGUUAUGUUCGCUGCAGAAAAUAUGAUAAGAGAUAUAGCUGCGAAUUUAGAUAAAACAUAUGAAGAAAUCGCAAUUUUGAAUAUGUAUAGAGAGGGAGAUUUGACUCAUUACAACCAAUCACUUAAAUAUUGCACUUUAUCAAGGUGCUGGAAUGAAUGUAUAGAAAAUAGUGCUUACUGGAGACGAAAGGUCGAAGUGGAUGAAUUUAAUAAAAUGAACAGAUGGAAAAAGAAAGGGAUUGCUAUAGUUCCAACGAAAUACGGUAUAUCUUUUCAAUCUGAUGUACUGAUGCAAGCUGGAGCAUUAUUAUUGGUAUACAAUGAUGGUUCGGUUUUAUUAUCUAUAGGAGGUGUAGAAAUGGGACAAGGACUUUUUACUAAAAUGAUCCAAGUAGCUUCAAGAGCACUGGAUUUGGAUAUCAGCAAAAUACAUAUUAGUGAAAUGUCUACCGACAAAGUGCCAAACAGUUCUCCUACAGCUGCGAGCAUUAGUUCUGAUUUAUAUGGUAUGGCAGUAAUAGAUGCUUGCACUAUUUUAAAAGAAAGAUUAGAGUCGUAUAAAAUUAAAAAUCCCAAUGGCAAGUGGGAAGAUUGGGUUAUGGCAGCGUAUUUAGAUAGAGUAAAUUUAUCUGCUACGGGAUAUUACUCAGCUCCAAAAAUUGAGUAUAAUGAUAAAACUAAUUCAGGGAAUAUUUAUGAAUACUUUACGUACGGAGCUGGAUGUUCUGAAGUCAUAAUUGAUUGCCUUACUGGUGAUCAUCAGGUGUUAAGAUCUGAUAUAGUAAUGGAUUUAGGAGAAAGUAUAAAUCCUGCUAUCGAUAUAGGCCAAAUAGAAGGUGCGUUCAUGCAAGGCUAUGGUUUUUUUACUAUGGAGGAGAUGUUGUUUUUGCCAACUGGUGAAAUUUUAUCGAAAGGACCAGGAACAUACAAAAUUCCUGGCUUUUCCGAUAUACCUAAAGAGUUCAAUGUUUCACUUCUUAAAGGUGCACCUAACCCACGAGCUGUUUAUUCUUCUAAGGCUGUGGGAGAACCACCUCUCUUUUUGGCUGCGUCAGUAUUUUUUGCUAUAAAGGAAGCAAUUAAAUCUGCGCGAAUCGAUGCUGGUGUGAAACCAGAUUUUGUGCUCCACGCACCAGCCACUUGUGAACGGAUAAGAAUGGCAUGUGAAGAUGAGUUCACCGAAAAGGUGAAACCGACUAUAAGUAAAGAAGGUCAGCAGUGGAACGUCGUUGCGUAGGAAUUAGUUGCAGAUUGUUUAUUCAAAAUAUUAUUAAGCCUUCAAUUUUAUUUUAACCAUAUUUCAAUAUUUAAUCGGUUUUAAUGUACUUUAAUUGUAUUUCAAUUAAAAUUAAUAUAUACUGAUUUAUAAAACAA